UAAAAAAGUCAGCAGGACAACACACAGCAAGUGAAGUGGAAAGCGGCUCCUGUUCUACUCGUGAUCCCGCUCUGGAAAACUUUAGGACUAGAAACUCUGCCAAGAACUCGAGAAGAAGUUGUAUUUAUUUCUUUAUGCCUGCAGUGAGUUGACAUCGUCUGGUCUCGAAGGUGAGGAGGUGGAAGACAUUUAAGUCUAACUCAUGACGGCAGAGGUCCAGCAGCCCCAAGCGCAGACUCCUGCCCAGAGCAGCCCCAUGUCUGCUCCGGACAAGACCGCUGUGAUGGACACCUCUUCGACGUCGUCCACAGCCAAAGCCAAAAAGAGCAACGCGGGAAUCCGCCGACCAGAGAAACCCCCUUACUCCUACAUCGCUCUCAUCGUCAUGGCCAUCCAGAGCUCGCCCACCAAGCGGCUGACCCUCAGCGAGAUCUACCAGUUUCUGCAGAGUCGCUUCCCCUUCUUCCGGGGCUCCUACCAAGGCUGGAAGAACUCUGUGCGUCACAAUUUGUCCCUAAACGAGUGCUUCAUCAAGCUGCCCAAGGGCCUUGGACGGCCCGGGAAGGGUCACUACUGGACAAUCGACCCGGCCAGCGAGUUCAUGUUCGAGGAGGGCUCAUUCAGGAGAAGACCGCGAGGCUUCCGUCGCAAGUGCCAAGCGCUCAAGCCCAUGUACAGCAUGAUGAACGGCUUGGGCUUUAACCACAUCCCAGAGUCGUAUAACUUCCAAGGCAGCGGCGGGGGGCUCUCGUGUCCGCCGAACGGCUUGUCUCUAGACAGCGGGAUCGGGAUGAUGAACGGACACUUAGCAGGGAACAUGGAUGGGAUGGCUCUGUCCGGCCACUCCAUGACUCACUUGUCGGCCAACGGCGGCCAUUCGUACAUGAGCAGCUGCGCCGGCUCAGCCGCCGAGGGGGGGUACCCCCACCACGACAACUCCGCCUCGCCUCUGCUCACCAGCGGCGGCGUGAUGGAGCCGCACCCGGUCUACUCCAGCCCGGCGUCGGCGUGGGCUCCGGCUCCCACUUCGGCUUCGCUCAACAACGGAGCUUCUUACAUCAAACAGCAGCCUCUAUCCCCAUGUAACCCGGGGGCCAACCCGCUGCAACCCAGCCUGCCCACGCACUCGUUGGAACAGCCUUACCUGCACCAGAACGGCCACACGGCCACAGAUUUACAAGGCAUCCCUCGGUACCAUUCGCAGUCCCCGAGCAUGUGCGACCGGAAGGAGUUCGUCUUCUCCUUCAACGCCAUGACGUCUUCGGCCAUGCACUCACCAAGUAGCGGCUCGUACUACCACCACCAGCAGGUCUCCUACCAAGACAUCAAGCCGUGCGUCAUGUGAAGGUUCCGCUGAGAAGGGAUGGACAAGAAAACCACUGAGGGGGUGCGAGGAAAGGCCUCUAUAAAAGACAAGCCGGACUACUUUUUCCUCCCCUCUUCCAAGCAAGCAUCUGUAAUGGUGAUGAUAAUAAUAAUAUAUAAUAAUACAAACUUUUACGUGCCGUCACCACGGAGCAGCGAAGGGAGAGUCUGCUGACGUUUGGUACAAAGUCCUGCAGCGCGGAUGACUAAAAUUUCACACUUUUGUCCAGCUUUUCUUCUUCGUCAUCCUUGUAAAAAAUGCACACUAUUUUCUGUGUUUUCGUUCUUUGGCAUAUUACACUAUUUUGGACUUUCAGCAACAUGAUUGUGGACAUUGCAUUUUUACAUGUCCAUUUAGACUGUAUAAAAAUAAUUAAGGCACUUUUUGAAUAGCCUAUAAGCGCAACUUUUUUUUUUUUAUUUAUUCUGAAGGCCUGCAUAUUUGUAAUUUCAGGCGAAUUGGCCAAGGAGGUAAUAUGCUUUAUUGGCAAUAUUUGUCAGAACGCUUGUUAUUUGUUUUAAAAUGAAAAUGGAGGAUAUAUUAUAAGCACCGUUUCUGUCUGUCAUUAGGAUAAGUAGACCAUUUAUUAAUGCCAGCACUGUAUACUGUUCUAUAUUGUUGGAGAAUUUAGCGAGGGUCAUCCGUCAUACAAUUUGUAAGAAAUAAAACAUUUGUUGGGUUGUUGACGCCUAAAUUCUCAA
Messenger RNA from Corythoichthys intestinalis (scribbled pipefish), 2067 nucleotides. RefSeq names its product forkhead box F1 (gene foxf1). The transcript has 2 exons. Lineage: Eukaryota; Metazoa; Chordata; Actinopteri; Syngnathiformes; Syngnathidae. Gene Ontology annotation, molecular function: DNA-binding transcription factor activity, RNA polymerase II-specific; RNA polymerase II cis-regulatory region sequence-specific DNA binding. Gene Ontology annotation, biological process: regulation of transcription by RNA polymerase II; animal organ morphogenesis. Gene Ontology annotation, cellular component: nucleus. The coding region runs from base 203 to 1345 and encodes 380 amino acids. The record is from RefSeq and is a predicted model, not a curated record.